AUGGGCGCCGGGGCCAGUGCUGAGGAGAAGCAUUCCCGGGAGCUGGAGAAGAAGCUCAAGGAAGACGCUGAGAAGGAUGCCAGGACUGUCAAGCUUCUGCUGCUGGGAGCAGGAGAGUCGGGAAAGAGCACCAUUGUCAAGCAAAUGAAGAUCAUCCACCAGGAUGGUUACUCACUGGAGGAAUGCCUGGAGUUCAUUGCCAUCAUCUACAGCAACACACUCCAGUCCAUGCUGGCCAUCGUGAGGGCCAUGACCACCCUCAGCAUUCAGUACGGGGACACAGCUCGCCAGGAUGAUGCCCGCAAGCUGCUGCACCUCUCAGACACCAUUGAGGAGGGCACCAUGCCCAAGGAGAUGUCGGAAAUCAUCGGGCGGCUCUGGAAGGACUCGGGCAUCCAAGCCUGCUUUGACCGUGCCUCCGAGUACCAGCUCAAUGACUCUGCGGGCUACUAUCUGUCAGACCUGGAGCGCCUGGUGACCCCCGGCUACGUCCCCACAGAGCAGGACGUGCUGCGUUCCCGGGUCAAGACAACCGGCAUCAUCGAGACCCAGUUCUCCUUCAAAGACCUCAACUUCAGGAUGUUCGAUGUGGGUGGACAGCGCUCAGAGCGGAAGAAGUGGAUCCACUGCUUCGAGGGGGUGACCUGCAUCAUCUUCAUCGCGGCCCUCAGCGCCUACGACAUGGUCCUGGUGGAGGAUGACGAAGUGAACCGCAUGCACGAGAGCCUGCACCUCUUCAACAGCAUCUGCAACCACCGCUACUUCGCCACCACCUCCAUCGUCCUCUUCCUCAACAAGAAGGAUGUCUUCCUGGAGAAGAUCAAGAAGGCCCAUCUCAGCAUCUGCUUCCCCGACUACGAUGGUCCCAACACCUACGACGAUGCGGGCAACUACAUCAAGGUGCAGUUCCUGGAGCUGAACAUGCGGCGGGAUGUGAAGGAGAUCUACUCCCACAUGACCUGCGCCACCGAUACCGAGAAUGUCAAGUUUGUCUUCGACGCCGUCACUGACAUCAUCAUCAAGGAGAACCUCAAGGACUGUGGGCUCUUCUGA
Messenger RNA from Neopelma chrysocephalum (saffron-crested tyrant-manakin), 1053 nucleotides. RefSeq names its product G protein subunit alpha transducin 1 (gene GNAT1). Gene Ontology annotation, cellular component: heterotrimeric G-protein complex. The record is from RefSeq and is a predicted model, not a curated record. Gene Ontology annotation, biological process: adenylate cyclase-modulating G protein-coupled receptor signaling pathway. NCBI's taxonomy places the organism in Eukaryota, Metazoa, Chordata, Aves, Passeriformes, Pipridae. Bases 1 to 1053 code for a protein of 350 amino acids. The transcript is spliced from 8 exons. Gene Ontology annotation, molecular function: G-protein beta/gamma-subunit complex binding; GTP binding; GTPase activity.